CGAAUAUCGUUGAGUGGUAAGAAGCACAUGAGAAUAUCAUGGACAACGUUGUUCCCUACUCCGGCAAUUGUGUACUAUGGUACGUCUUCCGGGAAUUACAGUUUGUCAGCAAAGGGGAGUACUAAUAUGUAUCACUAUCUAAGGUACACUUCCGGGGAGAUACACGAUGUCGUCAUUGGCCCCUUGAACCCAGACACGUUGUAUUACUAUCGUUGCGGCAUUAAGUUUUCUCCAGAGUUCACCUUUAAGACUCUACCAUCACCAUUUCCAAUCAAGUUCGCCGUUGUAGGUGAUCUCGGACAAACACAACGGACGAGUUCUACACUCGAACACAUUGAGAAGUCAAAUUACGAUCUGUUGCUAUUGCCAGGAGACUUGUCGUAUGCAGACAUGUACCAGCCGAGGUGGGAUACUUUCGGGCACUUCGUGGAGCCACUGGCCAGCAAGAGGCCAUGGAUGGUCACAGAAGGAAACCACGAACGAGAGAGAAUCAGAGGGAUUUAUCGCAAGAGUUUUACAUCUUACAAUGCAAGAUGGGUUAUGCCUUACGAGGAGUGCGGUUCGCCUUCAAACUUGUAUUACUCUUUCAAGGCUGGCGGCGUUCAUGUCCUAAUGCUCGGCUCAUACGCCAAUUUCGAACCUGGUUCCAACCAGUACCGUUGGCUGCAGGCCGAUUUGCGCAAGGUUGAUAGGAGAACAACACCGUGGCUCAUUGCUGUUGUGCAUGCGCCAUGGUACAAUUCUAAUGAAGCACAUCAAGGAGAGUAUGCGUCUUUUGGCAUGAAGAAGGCCAUGGAAGAUGUGCUCUAUAGAGCUCGUGUCGAUGUCGUUUUUGCAGGCCAUGUCCAUGCCUAUGAACGAUUCGUACGAGUGUACAAGGAUCAGGCCAACGAGUGUGGUCCGGUGUACAUAACGUCAGGGGCCGGAGGCAAUCAUGAAGGCCUUGCUCUAAGGUUUUUGGAGCCACAGCCAAAGAUAUCUGCUUUCAGGGAGGCAAAUUUCGGGCACGGACAGUUGUCGGUACUAAACGCAACCCAUGCUGUGUGGACAUGGCAUAGAAACAAGGAAGACAUUGCUGUUGCAUCUGAUAAUGUCGUAUUGAGGAGCCUUGCAACUGUCCCAACUUGUUACAAAUCACGAAUACAUGGACUGAAUUGGAACACAUGA
This is a messenger RNA of Sesamum indicum (sesame), 1167 nucleotides long. RefSeq names its product putative purple acid phosphatase 20. Lineage: Eukaryota; Viridiplantae; Streptophyta; Magnoliopsida; Lamiales; Pedaliaceae. The record is from RefSeq and is a predicted model, not a curated record. Gene Ontology annotation, molecular function: metal ion binding; acid phosphatase activity.